AUGUGUACCAGAUUCAUACAAACGCUUCAUAUUCACAUCUAUCAGCCCAUGGUGGACACCUCGUGUCAUAGUUUGGCUCUUCGUAUUGGUGGCAAAUAUAGGCUUGGAAAAAAAAUGGCUCUGGUUCUUUUGGUGAAGAAUCGAGCCAAGCACCCUCAACUAGAGUAUGAACCAAAGGUUUACAAGACUCCCACAGGCGGCAUGGGUGUCCCCUUCAUCAGAUGGUGA
This is a messenger RNA of Laccaria bicolor S238N-H82, 228 nucleotides long. RefSeq lists its product as uncharacterized. NCBI's taxonomy places the organism in Eukaryota, Fungi, Basidiomycota, Agaricomycetes, Agaricales, Hydnangiaceae. The record is from RefSeq and is a predicted model, not a curated record. The transcript is spliced from 3 exons. The coding region runs from base 1 to 228 and encodes 75 amino acids.